AUGAACGGAUCUGAUACAUCUGUGCUUACAAGCAACGCAGAUUUCUUUAUUUCGACUUUAAUUUCUUAUACUCCUGACAGAGAACUCAUUGGCUAUGAAGACAUGCUUGUUACUACAGAUGAUGGUAAAAAGAAGAUAACAAAUGUGAAGGAAAUGCCUGGUUCUCAUCAAAUUAGUUUAGCAGAAUUAGAUGGACUCGGAAUUGAAGAUUUUAUACUCAAAGCAUUUGAUAUUACUGGUAGUAUUUCAAAAUGUGAUUAUAAUGAAGGCUUUAAUACACUCCUUUUCGGAAUUUCUGGUUGCAGAUAUUGCAGAAACAUAGGGAGAGAACAUAAAUCAAAUGGAAUAUAUAUUUUGGCUAAAUUAACUAGUGGAGUUGCAGUUCAAAGGUGCUAUGACCCAGAUUGUCGUUUUUUCGAAAGUCAACCGGUAAUUAUUCCUCCAAAAAUACUUGAUGAAACCAGGAGGAAGUAUGACAAAUACUAUACUCAGAAAACUGAAGAAAUCCCGGUACCAGAGGAUAUUUCAGCAGUUAAAACAGAAAAUUGCGAAACAUGCGAUAGCGAAGUACUACCAUCUGAGUUAUUUAAAGAUGGCAUCGCUAUAAGUCCUUCAUUGUUCCGCUCACCACUCCGGCAAAAGCAAUUUCCUGAAAUAAAUUUCAAUAAUCUUCUUUCUUCCAGCGACGAAGAGAUCAUUAUCAAUGAAGACCAAGAAGAAAAGCAGACUGUUCUUUCAUCAUCCUCUGAAGAAGAAGAUUCUAUUAUUGAAUAA
This is a messenger RNA of Trichomonas vaginalis G3, 774 nucleotides long. Its product is annotated as DNA-directed primase / polymerase protein family. The transcript has a single exon. Gene Ontology annotation, cellular component: nucleus; mitochondrial matrix. Lineage: Eukaryota; Parabasalia; Trichomonadida; Trichomonadidae. The record is from RefSeq and is a predicted model, not a curated record. Gene Ontology annotation, molecular function: DNA-directed DNA polymerase activity; chromatin binding. The coding region runs from base 1 to 774 and encodes 257 amino acids. Gene Ontology annotation, biological process: error-prone translesion synthesis; response to UV; mitochondrial DNA replication.